AUGGUUAGCUUUCAAUGUGACGGUUGCAGCGAUGUAGUAAAGAAGCCUAAGCUUAACCAGCAUGGCCAGAGAUGCCGUGCAACAUUUACCUGCAUUGAUUGUUCCACUACUUUUAUGGGCUAUGAUUAUCAAUCUCACACCUCUUGCAUCACCGAAGCAGAAAAGUAUCAAAAGGCUCUCUACAAAGGAAAGAAGGCUGUACCCCAAAAAGCUGCUACUCCUAAAUCCACCCCUGCUGCUGUCACAAAGCCAGUUUCACUUGUUGAACAAUUAAAGCAGAAGAAGGCAGAAUCCGAGGAGCCUUCUGAAGAAACCAAAAAGCGCAAAUCAUCAGACGAAUUAAAAGAUGCAGCAAAGAAGCAAAAAUCGACUGAAUGGAGCUUAACCGAAAUCAGCAGCGACAUGGCUGAGAACAUGGAAUUUGCCUUGAAACAUGUCUUGAAGGAGAACUCUUUAUCACUCAAUGAUGCCCGUAAAAAAGCAUUAGAGCUGAUUGAGAACCACCCAAAAUCAUCAUUGAGCAAGUCCGAGAAGAAGGAUCUCAAAAAGCAGUUUGAUAAGUCUCUUCAAAUUACUUUGGAAAACAACACUCUUACACUGAAGAGAAAACUAUCUUGGAAUCCUUAA
This is a messenger RNA of Phycomyces blakesleeanus NRRL 1555(-), 627 nucleotides long. RefSeq lists its product as hypothetical. NCBI's taxonomy places the organism in Eukaryota, Fungi, Mucoromycota, Mucoromycetes, Mucorales, Phycomycetaceae. Gene Ontology annotation, cellular component: nucleolus. The record is from RefSeq and is a predicted model, not a curated record. The transcript has 5 exons. Gene Ontology annotation, biological process: rRNA processing; negative regulation of transcription by RNA polymerase II. The coding region runs from base 1 to 627 and encodes 208 amino acids. Gene Ontology annotation, molecular function: DNA binding.